CAGAUACAACUGGAAAAAAACCAGUUCAAGCUCUAUCUGGUCCAGGUGAACUGUAGGGGAGGGGACGGGAGACGAAAAGGUGAGCAAGGAGCUGUAGAGACUGCAAGGUGCAUUCACUGGGGAAGGAACUGGUCAGGAGGCUCCAGAGAAAAGCUGAACCUGCAGAUCAAGACGAAAGCCGGAGCAGCAGAGUAAAUGCUCAUCGCCUAGACUAUCCAGAGGACAAGGAGCUCAGGAUGUCUUCAGAGGAGAAAAAGGCGAAGGAGGGACUCAUUGAGUUUUAUUCCUCAUACCGGGAACUCUUUGAGUUCUUUUGCAGCAAUACGACCAUUCAUGGUGCCAUCCGUCUGGUAUGUUCCCGAAACAACCGCAUGAAAACCGCUUUUUGGCUCGUCUUGUUUCUGGCCACCUUCGGGCUGAUGUACUGGCAGUUUGGACUUCUCUUCGGACAGUACUUCAGUUACCCAGUGCGCAUCAACGUAAACGUCAAUUCAGACAAGUUACUUUACCCGGCUGUGACUGUGUGCACCCUGAACCCCUACAGAUACCAGGCUAUCCAGAAUGACCUAGACAAACUGGAUAGGGCCACACACGAGACUCUUUUAACCCUAUAUGGGUAUAAUUAUACUAAUGAACAUGGAAGGACCAAUACGAAUAGGAGGAGGCGUGAAGCCGAAGCACCUCUUCCUUACCCUCUUGAAAAGAUACCCGUUGGAGGAGAAAUACUUCAUAGGCGCGCCCGAAGUUUGGACAACAGUGAAAAUGAAACAAUGGAAGUCAAACGACAGGACUGGAACUUCGGUUUUAAACUGUGUAAUGAUACAGGAGGAGACUGUUACUACAAGACUUACAGCUCAGGAGUAGACGCCAUUCGGGAAUGGUAUCGUUUUCAAUAUAUUAAUAUCCUGGCUAGAGUUCCUAAAACAGAUAACACCAAUGGGGAGCAAUUGGAGAACUUCAUAUUUUCCUGCAGAUUUAAUGAGGAGCCCUGCCUGACCGACGGGAAUUACUCACACUUUCACCAUCCGAUCUAUGGAAACUGCUACACAUUCAAUCACAAUCGUCCUGAAAGUGAAACAUGGAACUCUUCUAUGCCGGGCAUGAAAAAUGGAUUAAGUCUUGUCCUGCACAUAGAGCAGCAUGAUUAUAUUCCAUUACUAUCAACUGUGGCUGGAGCACGUGUCCUGGUCCAUGGUCCCAAUGAACCAGCCUUUAUGGAUGAGGGUGGGUUUAACAUCCGGCCUGGUGUGGAGACCUCUAUUGGCAUGAGAAAAGAAACAAUAAGUCGUCUUGGUGGGGACUACAGCGACUGCACCGAAGAUGGCAGUGACAUCGAUGUGAAGAACUUAUUCAACAGCGAAUACACGCAGCAGGUCUGUGUACGUUCCUGCUUUCAGGCCAUCAUGGUGGAGCGCUGCGGUUGUGCUUACGUCUUUUAUCCCCUUCCUGAUGGAGCAGAGUACUGUGAUUACGACAAGCAGAAGAGCUGGGGUCAUUGUUACUACAAACUGGAUAAAGAAUUCAGUUCUGAUGAUCUAGGAUGCUUUACCAAGUGCCGGAAACCAUGCCAACUGACAAAUUAUCGACUUAAUGCUGGAUAUUCCCGUUGGCCAACCAAAGUCAGUGAGAACUGGGUGCUUCAAACACUGUCGAACUCCAAUGCAACCAAGAGGGAUGGAGCCGCCAAGCUUAACAUUUACUAUGAAGAAAUGAACUACAAAAGCAUUGAGGAAUCUGCAACCCUUAAUAUGGUAAUGCUUUUAUCCUUGAUGGGAAGCCAGUGGAGUCUUUGGUUCGGCUCUUCAGUCCUUUCGGUGGUGGAGAUGAUGGAGUUGGUCUUUGAUGUCAUCGCCAUUGGCUCGAUCAUCCUUGCUCAUCGUUACUUCACCCAAAGUAACAGGUCCGUGGAAGAGACAGAAGGAGUGCCGACACCCGACCCCUACUAUGGACAUAUGGAACGGCAAAGCACCCAGAUGCCGCACAAUGUCCCCUCACACAGCCAAAUGAGAGUCGUAGCUGAUAUCACUCCUCCACCGACCUACGAUAGCCUCGACCUUAGGUCUGUGGGAGGAGAAUCAUCUCGUAAUUCCAGCCUUCGUAGUCAUGGUUCCUAUGUUAGAGAGGCUGCAUGGAGGGAUGAAUAAGACAAGAUAAGAACAAGAUGGUAGAAAUAGAAUCGAAUCAGUCUAUAAAAGAGCGGGGGAAGUGGAGAACCAAGGUUAUUAGGACGUGGGAAAUUAUAGUGACAGUGACCACACUUCUACAGCUUGACCUCAUUUAUCUUUGUGUUCAUCAAUUUGAUUAAAACAAAUUUCAUGUUAAAAUGUUCAUUGCCUGCCAGUAAACUGAAGAUGAUUAAAAAAAAGCACAAAGCUGAGCAGCCAAGUAUGGAAAGCAGGGUUGAGAGUUGUAUAAAAUGUAUUUUUGUGGGAACUAAAAGUAAAUUUACUGCAUUAUCUUAAAGGGAGUAAAUCAAUCUGAAAAACAUUAUUUAAUAAUAAAAUAAAAUAAUUAUUUUAUUCAAAAA
This is a messenger RNA of Bufo gargarizans (Asiatic toad), 2527 nucleotides long. It is a transcript of the gene SCNN1A, whose product is annotated as sodium channel epithelial 1 subunit alpha. Bases 237 to 2144 code for a protein of 635 amino acids. Lineage: Eukaryota; Metazoa; Chordata; Amphibia; Anura; Bufonidae. The transcript is spliced from 13 exons. Gene Ontology annotation, biological process: sodium ion transmembrane transport. Gene Ontology annotation, molecular function: ligand-gated sodium channel activity. The record is from RefSeq and is a predicted model, not a curated record. Gene Ontology annotation, cellular component: membrane.